GCAAGUCCCGUCAGCCACACGACGUCAUGGAUAACUGAAAUGAAUUGCAUCACGGCAUUCAUUCGAAUCACUUGACAUAGACAUACUCAGGCUCUGACAUCCUCUUUGUGCUUCAACGCCCUUUGUUUUCACGUCAAGUUCUGUCACCCUUGUUUUGAGUUUCACCCCCACAUUAUACUAUAUAGACACAGAUCUCCUGAGAGUGAAGCAAGGUCGCAAUGCCUUUCAACCCCAUCGGCGAUGCUCAGGACUUUACUAGGAUCAUCAACAGCGGGAAGACAGUAGUGAUAGACUUCCACGCAGACUGGAGCGGAUGGUGCCGGUCGACCUCUCAACAGUUUUCCGAGCUCAGCGACACGUUCGUCCGCAUCGGCGUGGAUUUCUAUCGCGUGAAUGUGGAUGAACUAGAGGAUGUGGUGCUGGAGGCUGAUGUGCGCGUUGUUCCUACGUAUAUGGUGUUCAAGGAUGGGAAGAAGGUUGGGCAUGCGACGGGCGAUGGGUUGAGUCUAAACAAAUUGAUGGGGUCGUAUGUGACGGGAUGGACAGGAGUCGUUGCUUAGGGGGAGACUACGAGACAAGAGGCAAUCGAUUGAUCAGAGAAGGGAUUAUAGAAGGGAUCGUAUGGUUAUGAUAUGGGGAAAUCAAAUGUAUAACGGAAUAACAGAUUGGAAUGACUACUACUAAACCUGUCUAUCGUGUGAAUGUGCAUGAACUGGCCUAUGUGCGCGCUGCAUGUGUAUUUAACAUGAUGCUUUUGUAGCCGAUUGAUGGUGAUGUUGUAGGUCCCUACCUAUAUGGUGU
Suillus paluster is the source of this 801-nucleotide messenger RNA. RefSeq names its product thioredoxin-like protein. The transcript has 4 exons. Lineage: Eukaryota; Fungi; Basidiomycota; Agaricomycetes; Boletales; Suillaceae. Bases 219 to 560 code for a protein of 113 amino acids. The record is from RefSeq and is a predicted model, not a curated record.